Molecule: messenger RNA, 1237 nt
Organism: Corticium candelabrum
Lineage: Eukaryota; Metazoa; Porifera; Homoscleromorpha; Homosclerophorida; Plakinidae
Product: transcription factor SOX-9-like
Exons: 1
Coding region: 39-1064 (341 amino acids)
Biological process (GO): regulation of transcription by RNA polymerase II
Cellular component (GO): nucleus
Molecular function (GO): RNA polymerase II cis-regulatory region sequence-specific DNA binding; DNA-binding transcription factor activity, RNA polymerase II-specific
Source: RefSeq, a predicted model, not a curated record
AGGUCUGAAAACACACGCCACUGCGGAGGGUAGGUGAGAUGACGCUAGAUCGACCAGGUGCUCUGCUGUCUUAUCCAGACAGCGACGACAAGCGCGAGUCGUUGAGCAACGUUGUCACGGACGUCCUGAAGGGCUACGACUUCAACCUGCACGGUAUGUCGAAGACUGCAAGAUCCGACAAGCACGAGCACAUCAAACGGCCGAUGAACGCGUUCAUGGUGUGGGCACAGGCUGCACGACGGAAACUUGCAGACCAGUAUCCCAACCUCCACAACGCCGAUCUCAGCCGCACUCUGGGCAAGCUCUGGCGUGUGCUUUCCGACGACGAUAAACGUCCCUUCAUCGAGGAAGCAGAGCGGAUUCGUUUGCAGCACAAACGCGACCACCCGGACUACAAGUACCAGCCGAAACGCAAGCGUUCGGCUACUAAAAACGUUCCUACAGAGAAGCCGGUCAACUCUGUCAGGGAAUCAGCAGCUAAAAGGCAAAAGAGGCGACAGGCGUCGCGUUCGCUAACACCGGAUAUACCCGGUCUCAACACUCCACCAUCCACUCCAGACACGAUACCCAAUGCCAGUCCGUUCUCUGAUCACGCCAGCAGCACAUCCUCCACACCUAUCGACGAGCUAGCUCCUCCAUCCAUCGGCCUCCAUCUCGACGGCUUGGAAACGUUAGCCGCUGAGCUGUGCGCGGACGUCGACAAGACCGAACUGGAUGUCUACAUCAGUCCGACUCACACCUGUAAGAGAAAUCAUGACAUUCAGUCAUCAACCACCAUGCGACCAGCUUGUUCUCGCCCGGCUCAUCCCCCGCCUUUCGUGCAUGAUUCAUUACUCAGCGGUUGGAGUCUCCACGACGCUCUACCGACGCCCAUUUCGCCGCCCUCGCAUCAACCAUACCCGGACGACUCAGUGAAAUCCCCGCCAGCAAGUCAUCAAUUUCGUUCUUCUUGUGGGUUGUACGGAUUCGAAAGUCAAGCGUGUUACUAUUAUCAGGACCCUUCUAAUGCCGAUGACUAUUGUAGUUAUGGCGACGGCCCGACACUAAACUGGCAGUACUGUUGACUGUUGAAUUUUAGUGAAACUUGACGUAAUUAGGUAACCUUCUUGCACGAUUAGACACGAUCAGGACGGUAUUUAGAUCGUUUUUGUUGCUCGUUGUUGACAGCGGUGCAAGGCGGUAUACCUUAGAAGUGAUUUUCGAGCACUCACACACAAACACGAUGAUCACAAAUCGA